Molecule: messenger RNA, 2370 nt
Organism: Engraulis encrasicolus (European anchovy)
Lineage: Eukaryota; Metazoa; Chordata; Actinopteri; Clupeiformes; Engraulidae
Gene: fbxo22
Product: F-box protein 22
Exons: 7
Coding region: 106-1251 (381 amino acids)
Biological process (GO): regulation of skeletal muscle fiber development; positive regulation of proteasomal ubiquitin-dependent protein catabolic process; protein polyubiquitination
Molecular function (GO): protein binding
Source: RefSeq, a predicted model, not a curated record
UGUUGUCGGCAGGAUAGCCAGUUCCUUGGUCUCAUGUUUUGACUGGAGCAUAUGUUUUUUUCAUUUAUUCUUUUAACAUCUACCGACGUUCUCAUGUAAGGAAGUAUGGAUGUAAACGGAGAGGUUAGAAGUUACGUCCUCAGCAAUGUCGCUGAAGUGGUCGAGAGGAUCUUGAGUUUUGUUCCAACCAAAUCACUUCUCCGGAUGUCGAGUGUAUGCCGACUUUGGAGAAAUUGUGCACAACGUGUGCUUCGCACUCAACAGCAGUUGACUUGGUUAUCAUCGUCAGGGUCCUACCGCUACCACGAUGGCCAUCUACUUCUCCAAACGCUUUCUGAGGAACUAGAGAACAUUUACUUGCUCCCUCGGACAGCGUUGCUGAUGGUAGACAGCGAGAACUUCACCUCACCUGAAUGCUGCUAUCAACAGAAGAAAGCACGACGAAACAACAGUGAAGAUCCUGAUUUUUCAGAACUUCUGAAGGUACUACUGCCAAACAACUGUGAGACUGUUGGCGUCGCCACCCCUGGAAUCAUAUUGACCCCUACAGGCUUCCCUGGUGCCCCACCUGAAGAGCAUGAAGAUGGACAGGCUGGUUUUGCACUCCUCCUUCCCCACAUAGAGGGGCUCAGAGUGAGGCCAUUCCACUUCUGCAAGCACACACUCAACAACAGAGCUUUGGAGCACGCAGGUCUUGUUGGAAACCCUGACUUGAAGGUUGUGCUGCUCUUUGGAUAUAUGGCGUUUAAGUCCGGAGCGUCUCGCUUCCUGAAUCAGCUACUGGAGCCCCUCUCACAUACCAAUGCCCUGAUCGCAGGUGGUCAUGUGGAGAAGGCCUUUUGCCCACACAGAGAAUGCUGUUCUGCCGGGGCGUACGGGGUGGUGGGUUUGGCGCUGAGCGGCUCUGGUGUCCAGGGAGCAUCUGUGUUGCUGGAACAGGAGGUCAGUAGCGCGGCCGCAGCCGAGGCCACGUUGCAGCGUCUGAAGGCCGCCAACAUUCCGGAGCGCAACACUGUCGGGCUGAUGUUCGCCUGCGUCGGCCGCGGACACAACUACUACAGCAACCAGCGAAAUGUGGAGGCGGCAGCCUUCCGGAAAGUGUUCCCCAACAUACCGCUCUUUGGGUUCUUUGGAAACGGCGAAAUCGGUUGUGACCGUAUUGUGAAGGACAACUACACGCUUUCCCACACAGACACAGACGGAUUGCAACACGGCUACACCACGGUCAUGAGUCUUGUGCACCUGGGGUAGGGACGUAUAAUGUAGUGAGAUGCAUAGUCUGAUCUCGUACCAUAGGCAAGGCUGUGGGACCAAUGGUUGGCUUUCAAAGUGUUGUCGUUGGCGUUGUUAAACUGUUGUCAGCCCAUUCAAAUGACCUGCCACACAGAUUAAAAAAUGCACAGAGCGUUGUAAUUAGAGGAAAGAGUCAGGCCAGAUUCUUGGCCCAGCUACGAUUAUCCCCCUAUAGUGCUAGGCUAGACCAAAUCACCAGCCAAAAAAAACAGAUUCUGCUGGUAUGGUUGGUCGAGUUUAGUAGGCUUAGGAGGGACACAAAGGUUUCUUUACAAUAUCCUAACUCCCGUCCUCCCCAAGUGCUUGUGGCCUUGUUAUGAUGUUGCAAGACGUCACUGAUGACAGAACAGUUUAAUUCAAUAUCUCGCAAAAGCGCAAUUGAAAGGACAUUUUCUCAUUUGCAAUCGGGAUGUUGAAAGGGGAAUAGUCUCCCAAAAGUUGUGGCUAAGUUGACAGCCGACAAACUUUCUGGUUUUCUCCAGAGGCGGGGAAUCACAUCAAGGACGAGGCCACUAGCACACGAGAGUCAGGAUAUUGGAAAGAAGUCAAACUCUUCUGUUUCCAAUGUAUUAUCUUCAAAUUCCAAGUCAACUGGUAUAUGGGGUUUGUGUCUGACUGUUUUUGUAUGUUUGAUUACAGGACUUGUAGAAGAAGGAAAAUCCGCACACUGCUGCUGCUCACUGAUUUAUUCAACACAACGUUUCAACCUUAAACUAUCUGACUAAGGUUGAAACAUUGUGUUGAAUAAGUCGGAAAGCAGCAGUAUAUGGAUUUCCCUUCUUCUUCUAUGUAUCUUUGUUUUAUCCAGUACCUGUUUUUCUGGAUGUGCACUUCUUUUGACUACAGGACUUAACACGAUUUGAAUCGUACUUGUAAUCAGAUGUUAUUCACUUUGAUAUUACAUUUAAAAUGGCAAGUUGUAGAUAACUGGGAAAUGAAUGACUACCCAGACCUAAAUGCUUAGUUUGCUUUUUCAGACAGUUUUGGAUACCAGUCAGUAAUCUAAACAAAUGAAGAAUCAACAUGCAUACAACUCUGACAUGAAACAAAUAGUGAAAAUAAAUCAUGUGUAUUUUA